Messenger RNA from Colletotrichum orchidophilum, 1983 nucleotides. Its product is annotated as DNA lyase. Gene Ontology annotation, molecular function: endonuclease activity; DNA binding; double-stranded DNA 3'-5' DNA exonuclease activity. The record is from RefSeq and is a predicted model, not a curated record. Gene Ontology annotation, cellular component: nucleus. Lineage: Eukaryota; Fungi; Ascomycota; Sordariomycetes; Glomerellales; Glomerellaceae. The coding region runs from base 1 to 1983 and encodes 660 amino acids. Gene Ontology annotation, biological process: base-excision repair. The transcript has 4 exons.
AUGGCAAUGUUCGAAACUCUCGAGGCGGACAUUGUAGUCAUGCAGGAGACCAAAAUUCAACGCAAAGACCUCAAAGAUGACAUGGUUCUCGUCCCUGGAUGGGAUGUUUUCUUCAGCCUCCCCAAAUACAAGAAAGGAUAUUCCGGCGUCGCGAUAUAUACCCGGAACGCAACCUGCUGCCCCAUCCGCGCCGAGGAGGGCAUCACAGGAAGCCUCCCAACCCCAAACUCCUCCAUCAGCUUCCGCGACCUGCCAGAAGACCAGCAGAUCGGUGGUUACCCGCGCGCGAGCCAGCUGUCCAGCGAAGUAGACGAGGCGACGCUAGACUCGGAAGGCCGGUGCGUCGUCCUCGAGUUCCCUGCCUUCGUCCUCAUCGGCACCUACAGCCCCGCGACGCGCGACUCGUCUCGUGACGACUUCCGGUUGGGCUACCUCAGUGCUCUCGACGCGCGCGUGAGGAACCUUGUCGCGGCCGGGAAGCAGGUCAUCUUGACGGGCGACCUCAAUGUCAUCCGCGAGGAGAUGGACACCUGCAACCUCAGGGAAACGCUCCGCAAGGAGGGCAUGUCGGUCGAGGAGUGGAUGCAAGGGCCGAGCCGACGGUUCAUCAACCAGCUUGUCGUCGGCGGCCAGGUCGCCGGCGAUCGCGACGAAGGAAAAGAGACGCCUGUCCUCCACGACUUGACUCGUAUCUUCCACCCUACCCGGCAGAGCAUGUUCACCUGCUGGGACACAAAGAGAAAUACACGCCCGGCGAACAACGGCAGCCGGAUAGACUACAUCCUGUGUUCGUCGGGUAUCAAGGACUGGUUCACGGAUUCCAACAUUCAGGAGGGGCUGAUGGGAUCUGACCACUGCCCUGUCUACGCAGUCAUGAGUGACGUCGUCACAGCAGAUGGCAAGGAUUCAUCCGUACUGGACUUGAUGAACCCCGACGGCAUGUUCCAAGACGGCAAGCGGCUCAGGGAAUGGUCACCCAAGGACCUGCUUCCCCUAUCCGCAAAGCUCAUCCCCGAGUUCGACCGAAGGCGCAACAUCCGCGACAUGUUCAUGAAGAAGCCUGCCGCAAAGAUAGUACCGACUCCCUUCGAGUCACACAGUCUCCCAACCGAGGACGACGAUCAUGACGUGAACCAGGAGACGCAAGAUCCUGAAGCCUCGCAGGCGGCGACCGAAGAGACACUCGCCGCCUCCCAGGCAUCAAUGCAGUCGAACACUGCUGCAAACUUGCCACCCCCCGCCAGUGCAACCACCAAGCCGACACCCUCAUCACAAAACACCAACCCGAUCGUAAAACGACCAGCCGAAUCAGCAGCAACUACUAAAAGAGCCCUGAAGAAGUCGAAAACCAACGAAUCCGACUCCUCCUCGAGGUCCAACGGCGGUAAGGCCCAAAGCUCCCUCAUGGGCUUCUUCAAGCCCAAGCACCCACCACCCACCCUGGCUUCACCCGCCGAGGCAGAUGCGGCGAGGACCCACCAACCACAAGCAUCCCUCGCGAAGAAUACGGGCGCAGGCCCAGGAGGCGGUAGCGGCGGUAGUGGCCCGACUGGUUCCCUCUCAGGAUUAUCAGAAGCGGGCGGCGGCAAAGGCUCUUCUUCACCGCCCGUUUCUUCUUUUUCUUCUUCUGUGCCACACUCGGUGCCACACUCGACGGCCGCGCCCUCCUCGUCCGCAAAGCCACGUGAGACGACCUCGGAAAAGGUCUUUGACCCCAUCGAGGUCAAGGAGUCUUGGUCCAAGUUCAACCUGGGCAAGAGGGUCGUGCCAAAGUGCGAGCACGGGGAGCCUUGCAUCAGCUUCCAGACCAAGAAGCCCGGGGUCAACUGCGGGCCGUGGCUGAUCAUCCAUACAGGCAGGUCAUUUUUCAUCUGCGCCCGCCCUCUGGGGAAAUCUGGAGAAAAGGAAAAAGGGACGGAGUGGAGAUGUGGUACUUUUAUCUGGAGCAGUGAUUGGAAGAAGAGCCAGUCUCAGACAUCGUAG